AUGGAAAGAGUGAUAGCCAUAGCUGAUACAGCUUCAUGGUGCUGUGCCAUGGCUCUGGUUGCUGUGAUCCUAGUGACUGCUCUUAGAGAAAGCACUACAAGCCCCUUAGAGACGAGCACAACGACGAUGACGAUGAGAGGAGAAAGACUCGCCGGACGACGACCAUGCGACGAGAUAUAUGUCGUCGGAGAAGGAGAAACUCUUCAUACCAUCAGUGACAAGUGUGGUGAUCCCUUCAUCGUUGAAAGAAACCCUCACAUACAUGACCCUGAUGAUGUUUUCCCUGGCCUUGUUAUCACUCUCCAACCUUCCAAGCCUCUCUAA
Molecule: messenger RNA, 324 nt
Organism: Dioscorea cayenensis subsp. rotundata (Guinea yam)
Lineage: Eukaryota; Viridiplantae; Streptophyta; Magnoliopsida; Dioscoreales; Dioscoreaceae
Exons: 1
Coding region: 1-324 (107 amino acids)
Source: RefSeq, a predicted model, not a curated record